Molecule: messenger RNA, 945 nt
Organism: Suillus subalutaceus
Lineage: Eukaryota; Fungi; Basidiomycota; Agaricomycetes; Boletales; Suillaceae
Product: tRNA-intron endonuclease catalytic domain-like protein
Exons: 4
Coding region: 1-945 (314 amino acids)
Biological process (GO): tRNA-type intron splice site recognition and cleavage; tRNA splicing, via endonucleolytic cleavage and ligation
Cellular component (GO): tRNA-intron endonuclease complex
Molecular function (GO): nucleic acid binding; tRNA-intron lyase activity
Source: RefSeq, a predicted model, not a curated record
AUGACCCAACCUAUAUUGCUUCGAGUCUCAAAUUUCAAAGCCUACGUGUGGGAUGUUGACGAUAUCAACAUCCUACGAUCACAUCAUCAUAUAUGUGGCAUCCUCACUGGGACUCUUCCGCACCUGUCCUCGCAGAAUAUAUUCUUGGGAUUACCUCUUCAGCUGAUGCCGGAGGAGGCUGUCCUUCUCGUCGAAAAUGGAAUUGCCGCGUUAGUAGACGACCCCAGCGCCCAUCGCACCCCGUCUGAAUCAGCCCUGAAACUAUGGAAAGAAGCACGCCUCAACGAUGCAAGGCAACAAAUAGCUCUAACUGAAGAGAAAGGGUCCAUCGAAGCUUCUAACCCUGACCGUGCCAUGUCUGAAAAUGCAAAGCGCAAGCGCAAAGAACGAGAAGAGCGUCGCACACGUGCGAAGGCCAAUGCCACUCCCAGCGUUCCUGCAGAAAAUAACCCAUUUCCUCAUCCCACAUCUGAAAAUCCCUCACAGGCUGUCAUCGGAGAAGGCCCAGACAGCGCUAUUGUAAUGCCCUCUGGAUCUUACACCGUCAACAUUCCUGCGUCCUCAUCCAAGUUGGAAUGGUACGUGCCGCACUCCAACGCGUCCUUAACUGUCGCACGCGAAGCUGGUAUAUGGCUCUAUCCCUCGACCCUACAAGAGCGCGCACGCUGCGGCGUCUUUCGCGACUUGUGGGAGAAAGGAUAUUACAUGGGAGGGGGGAUCAAAUUUGGUGGCGAGUACCUAGUCUAUCCUGGCGACCCCCUCCGUUAUCAUUCGCACUUCGUCGCAUCGGUCAUCGAGGCUCCUAAUGCCGCUCUCCGCCCAAUGGAAAUUGUCGCGCAUGGCCGUCUGGGCACCGGGACAAAGAAGGCGCAUUUGCUGUGUGAAUGGAAUGAUGAAACACGAGUUGUAUCAUAUUUAUCUGUCGAAUGGGCAGGAUUUGGAUGA